Periophthalmus magnuspinnatus is the source of this 2099-nucleotide messenger RNA. RefSeq names its product fibronectin type III domain containing 4a (gene fndc4a). The record is from RefSeq and is a predicted model, not a curated record. The transcript has 6 exons. Bases 390 to 1052 code for a protein of 220 amino acids. NCBI's taxonomy places the organism in Eukaryota, Metazoa, Chordata, Actinopteri, Gobiiformes, Gobiidae. Gene Ontology annotation, molecular function: protein binding.
ACUGUCUGAAGUUAGAGGCGCUGUCCAUGGUGCUUAAUCCGUCCCCGUCCCCCCAACUCACUGCAGCGCGUACAGAGAAGACGCCUUUUUGCAACCUGAUGCUCGAUGGUUUAAGACAGAAUAUGGGAAUCUACGGUCACGCACGGAAAGCAAUGGACGGAUGACUUGUGGAAUCCGGGCGACAAUGAAGACGCAAGGUGUUUGGCUCGUUACGCACUUUGACAUUGUAUCUGUUUAUUGACCCGCGUUCAAUGAAGACCACGCACUGAUGUUGUUACGAUGAACUACGGACAUUGAGCCAGUCUUCAAGCGUAAGAAUCGUUUUUGAACUUACAGAGAAUCCCCAAUAUCCCGCUGCUUCUGCUGCUGCUGCUGCUGCCGCCGGAGACAUGGCACGUCUGUUUGUUUGGAUCAACUCUACGAUCCUGUUGCUUUUUGUCACCGAUGUGUUCUUGGUGGGAGCAAAUCGGCCCCCAGCUCCCGUCAAUGUGUCCGUCAUGCACCUACGGUCCGACUCCGCGACUGUGUCCUGGGACGUUCCAGAGGGAGACACAAUUAUCGGCUUCUCCAUCUCUCAGCAAAGGCAGGAUGGGCACAUGCAGCGCUUCAUUCGGGAGGUAAACACCACCAGUCGCACCUGUGUGCUUUGGGACCUGGAGGAGGAGACAGACUACAUAAUCCAGGUGCAGUCCAUCGGCCUGUACGGAGAGAGCCAGGCCAGCAAGAAGGUCCACUUCCGCACGCUCAAGAAGACUGACCGCUUCCCAUCCAACAGCUCCAAUCAAGAUGACCCCACAGUGCAGGGCCUGGACAAGUCAAGACACCUCCAAACCGGAGAGAUGAUCAUUAUUGUGGUGGUUCUGGUCAUGUGGGCGGCUGUGAUUGCCCUCUUCUGUCGUCAGUAUGACAUCAUCAAGGACAAUGACUCCAGCAAUAACAAAGAGAAGGCCAAGCCAUCGUCUGAGCACAGCACGCCCGAACACCACAGCGGGGGCCUACUCCGGAGCAAGUUCCAUCCUUCAGUACCUUCUAUCAACAUUAUUGAAGUCUGAAAAGUCCCGUCCUGUGCCACUGCGCCAAAGCCUUCUGAGUGAAAAGAAAUAAAAGACUGUGGCAUGUACGGUCGCCAUUGCAGCAGAUCAACCGAUGAACGUGGAUGUCUUUGCCAGGUGCUUUGUACAUUUCUGCAAUACAAGACACACCUGUCAUCUCUGGGAGGCCUGGUUGUAAAUACGCAGUGUAUUUUUGAUAACUGCAUGUGCUACGAUAUUAGCAAAUAGAAGUGAUUUAGCUAAUAGCCCGUGUCUUCUGUUGUGUAUAUUGCUUCCUAUGACAGAUGUAUAUUAGCUGAUAAUUGGACAGCAAAAUAAUGUAAUAUAUUAGGUUACAGUCAUUUCAGAUGAUCAAUGUAAGGGCACUUUUUUAAGAGUUAAGGUGUUGUUUCUCACACUCAGUUGUAUAUAUUGUCAUACCGCUUAUUUAUUUAAUUUCACCAAAUGAAGCUGCAUGCAAUUUAGAGGUUGAUGUGUACACAAAGUUAGAGGACAAAAGUAUUGCAGUACUGUGAUAUCAUCAUCAUCAUCACUUUCCCCUUAAGGUUAUAUUAGACUUCACACUUGUAAAUAAGAUAAGGUGUUCAGGGCAGUAUGAUCAGCCAUGUAGUGGUGUAGAGAGACAGUAAUGAGGAGGAAAAGCCCAGAGUGAACCUGAUGUUUUUAUUAUUACAUAAGGAGGGAUAGAUAUUAUUAUGUAUUUUAGUUGGUGAAAAGGAAGAUUAAGUUGCAGGGGUGUGUCCAGAUUUAAUUUGUUUAUGGUCACAUCUGUAAAAAAUCUGAAUUUUAAAUUUCAGUAUUCUGGUGAACAGUUAUGCAUCAGUUUAUCUCGUUAGACAUGCCUCUGUACUUGCCUGACCAGCCAGUCCCUUCUACACUCUGUCUUUGUAAUGUAUUGUCAAAGCAUGUGGUUUUGGCUUGCCAGGCAAAUUAACCAUGAACCAUUAAGAAACAACACUGUAUUAUCCAUCCCAAAGGAAUAAUAAACUUUUUUCUUCUUCUUCUUUUUUUUUUUUUUUUAAAUAAAUGGUCUGUCAGAACUGAAGC